Molecule: messenger RNA, 1587 nt
Organism: Cylindrotheca closterium
Lineage: Eukaryota; Bacillariophyta; Bacillariophyceae; Bacillariales; Bacillariaceae
Source: the annotation of a GenBank genome assembly
AUGAGUUCACACAGGCUCAUUUAUGAUGAAGACGGAAUUGCCAAUGUACUUGCUAUGCGCGAGAUGAUUGCUGCGGGAUACCGCAUUACAAUGGAUACUGACUUUGACAAUGCCUUUGUUGUGCAUUGCGAUGGAGACAGACAGAUGCGAUUUGUGAAUCGUAAGGGUGUAUAUGUGUUGGAGCAACUUGGAGCGGAUGUCGAAGCAGGUGCCAAAGAGACAAAUGCAAUGUAUUGUCGCCAGUUAAGCAGCGUAAAUAAACAGCCCCAUUUCGAACUUUCUUCAAAACAGAAUGGAUAUGCUGGACUCGGGAUGACUGCGAAGAUGGCAACGGUUCGAAAGAACAAGGAAGGAUUCACUCGAAGACAAGUCAAGGCUACGAUGGAAGCGAGAAGUGCGAUGCACAUACUCAAUGCUCCAAGCACCAAAAGUCUGAAGUGUGCGAUCCGAUUUGGUCUCAUCAAGGGCUGUCCUAUCACUGAAGAAGCAAUCAACCAUGUUGAAGCAAUCUUUGGACCUGACGCAUCUACAUUGAAAGGCAAGUCAACAAGACCAACUCCAAAGAAGACACACUAUGACUUCUUCAGUCCACCAGAGGAACUGUACCAACACAAUCACAUGGAGAUCGGAGAUGCUACGUUUCUCACCUGCAUUGAUACCACUGUGCGUUAUCGCUCAUGUAUUCCCAUGCAGAACCUCAAGACUGACCCUGUAUUUGCUCCUGAGGGCUCCUCCACCACGUCACGUCGCUACGCACCAGCGCCUUCACAUCCUUCCUGUCCAUGGUGGACCGCACCGCUUCCCUCUGAUGUUCUUCGCGCUACGACGGCUGCCGAGCUUUGCACAGACCAUUACGGGUGGGUUCCAGAUGAGAUUGAGGUUCACAGUGAGGAAGCCACCUUAGCUGAUGCUCUGUUGGAAGGUCGCCUGCGCGUGAUCAGCGAUGGAUCCUUCAAGAACGAGUUAGGGACAGCGGCGGUUCAACUCUUGGUGAAGCAUGGAGGGUGCCAUCGAAUCAUCAUCCGGUGUCAGACCCCCGGUUUGCCCCAGGAUCAGAGCCAGUACGGCAGCGAACUCAUUGGUCUGUUGGCCUGUAUAAUGGCGGUUGAUUGGCUCCUUCAGCAAUGGUUCCCAAACCUUUCGACAUGCCCCAAGGUGCGGAUUGCUUGCGAUGGUCUCUCUGCCAUUGAGAUGGCUUUCGAAGAUCGCCCACUGUCUCCAACUGAUGCCCAGUUCGACUUGGUGUCAUCCAUUUGGGAAGCUAUCCUUCGGUCCUUGGUGGAUUGGUCGCCUCAGCACGUGUAUGGCCAUCUUGACAAGUCCAAUCUCUUUGACGAACUUUCUUGGUGGGAGAAACGGAACCUUGAGGUGGAUGGAAUGGCGGUGGAGUACCGUAAGGAACUUGAGAUGGCCAAUCAUCUCAUAGCCCCCAAUCCUCGUUUCUUCACUGAACUUGCGGCAUUGUACAUGGCGGACACCAAACAGUCACGCCUUGUUCCUCAGUUCAUCCAAGAGUGUGGGACCCUUCCCGCCCUACGCUCGCGCUGGAGGGACAAAGGUACUAUCUCGGCCGCAGCCGAGUCUUAG